UUCCAUGAGAGGAGAGAAAGAGAGAGAGAGAGAGGAAAAGGCAACCAAGACUGCCGAGGGAGGGGAGCCAAAACUGUCACUCACUCAGUUCAGGCUGGCCAUGUCUGAGCUUGAUGGCUGCCAACCCUGGAGUCACAGGGGAACUGGAGAUUUGCUGCUGCCACACCUGCCCUUUCACAGGGAGCCACCGGGGCCUGCCCCACCCUUGUCAGUGGCAGCUGCUACUGCUGUUGCUUCUGGGCUGGGGCCUUCCUGGCCCUCUCCACAGCAGCCUGGCAACACCAACCAGGACAUUUCUGUGGUGUAGCAGGACACGAAGUGGAGGAAGCUGGAAAGGCUGGUAGUUCAAAGCAAGCGAGCCAAACCUCACCCAUCAUAUUCCAGUCAGGGCACUGAAUCAACAAGUGUUGCAAGGCAAUUUGGCGGGCUUCUUACUCCAAGGACAUGACACGAUUGCUUAGCAACUCCAAAAACUGGGGUGCAGUACAGCAGAUGAUCAACAACACUCCUGUGUACAUGUACCAGGACUGCAGUGUCCUCUCUGACGGUGACACUGACAACUGGCUUCGGACCAACUGGAUAUUCCGGGGUGAGGCCUCUUCCCCCAUCUACGUGGAACUGAAAUUUACAAUACGGGAUUGCAAGAGCUUCCGAGGAGAGGCCGUGAGCUGCAAGGAGACUUUCAACCUCUACUAUAUGGAGUCGGAGCAGGAUGUUGGCAUCCAGUUCCGUCGCCCUCUUUUCACCAAGGUCAACACCGUGGCAGGAGACCGCAGUUUCACAAACCGGGACCUCGAGCAGGGUAUCUUGCAGCUGAACACGGAAGUCAGCUCUAUAGGGAAGCUGAAACAACGUGGGUUCUAUCUGGCCUUUCAGAACUCUGGGGCUUGCGUGGCACUGGUUUCUGUGCGAGUUUACUACAAGAUCUGCUUGGCCACUGUGCAUGGACUGGCCCGCUUCACAGAGACACUAACUGGCUCUGAGGGACUGGUUGAAGUGUUUGGCGUCUGUCUGGAUCAUGCAGUCGAGGAAGUGGGGUUUCCACCCAGGAUGUACUGUGGUGCUGAAGGAGAAUGGUUGGUGCCAGUGGGUCAGUGUGUAUGCAUCACUGGAUAUGAAGAUUCUGAAGGAAGAUGUAUAGCCUGCCAGCCGGGAUUCUAUCGUCACACACCGGAGGCUGAGCGAUGCCUCAAAUGCCCCCCAAACAGCUUCUCCGAUUCUUCCGAAGCCACAGCCUGUCCCUGCCUCAGAGGCUUCUUCCGGGCACCUGCUGAGCCCCAAACUGUUGCCUGUACCCGCCCUCCUUCUGCUCCUCGUGAUGUCAGCUUCUCCCUUGCGGGGACUCAGCUCUCCCUUGGGUGGCAGCCGCCCAGUGAACAGGGCGGGCGCAAGGAUCUCGCUUACAGUGUCUCCUGCCAGCGCUGCCGCUCCCCGGUGUGUGAAGCCUGUGACAGCAGCGUGGUUUUCUCCCCCAGCGCGUCGGGCCUUACCAGGCCGUCUGUGGUUGUGGAUGGCCUGGAGGCUUACACCAAUUAUAGCUUCACUGUAAGGGCUCAUAAUGGUGUGUCAGGGCUGAGCCCUGCCUGGCCCAGUAACACCAGUUCUUCCAUCUGGGUCCCUGUGGGGCAUGCAGCCCCUAUCAUGGUGCCCUCUCUCAGCCUGGAGAGGCGGAAUCACAGCAGCCUUUCUGUGACUUGGCUGACCCCAACACCUCGGAGUUCUGUGAAAUAUGAUGUCAUGUACUUCAAGAAGGGAGAUGAAAAGCACUACACUGUCCAACACCUUCAGGAACCCCAGGUGACCUUAGUAAACCUGCAGCCUAACACAGCCUACCUCUUGCGUGUGCGCUCCGUCACACCUUUAGGGAAAGGACCAUUUUCCCAGGAGCAGGAAUUCUCCACUCUCCCACAAGACACUGGAGUGCCCUCUGGAGGAGUGAUCGUCUCCAUCAUCUUUGGAGUCUUGUUGUUUUUCGGUCUGGUCAUGGGACUCAUGAUUUUUCGGCGAAGGCAGACUCGUCAUCGUCGAGCACGACCAUGCCAAAACCACUCUGGCUAUGACCGAGAUGAGAUCUGGUUGAAACCUUAUGUAGAUCUCCAGCCCUAUGAGGAUCCCAGCAGGGGCGUCUUAGAAUUCACAAAGGAGUUGGACCCCUCUUUCAUCAACAUUGAGAAUGUUAUUGGUGAAGGGGAAUUUGGAGAGGUUUAUCGUGGAACUCUGCGCUUGCCAGGGAAAGAACGCGUUGUCGUGGCUAUUAAGACCUUGAAGUCAACUUACUCAGACUCCACAUGGUGGAACUUCCUGCGUGAGGCAACGAUCAUGGGCCAGUUCAACCACCACAAUAUCGUCCGUUUAGAGGGAGUCGUCACAAAACGAAACCCAAUGAUGAUUAUCACAGAGUACAUGGAAAAUGGGGCCCUGGAUACGUUCUUACGGGUGAGGGACUGGGAAAACAUGGACAAAUUUGGCACUGUGCAGCUAGUGAUGAUGAUGCAGGGCAUUGCCUCAGGGAUGACCUAUCUAUCGGAUCGCAACUAUGUACAUCGGGACCUGGCAGCUCGUAACAUUCUGGUAUCUCAUAAUCUUCAGUGCAAAGUGUCCGAUUUUGGCCUUUCUCGGAUAUUGGAAAAUGACGUGGAAGGAACUUACGAAACCAAGGGUGGCAAAAUCCCCAUCCGAUGGACCGCUCCUGAGGCCAUUGCCCAUCGAAUCUUCACCUCGGCCAGUGAUGUUUGGAGUUUUGGCAUUGUCAUGUGGGAGGUCUUGUCAUAUGGUGACAAGCCAUAUGGGGAGAUGACCAAUCAGGAGGUGAUGAAGAGCAUAGAAGAUGGGUAUCGGCUCCCCCCACCUGUGGACUGUCCAUCUGUCCUUUACGAGCUCAUGAAAGGGUGUUGGUCAUACGAUCGGACACGGAGGCCUCGUUUCAGGGAGAUUCAUGCUCAGCUGGAGCAUUUCCUAUCCAGCCCACAUUUGCUUCGAACUGUGGCUGACUUUGACCCUAGGGCAACGCUGCGUCUCCCCAGCUGCAGUGGGUCUGAUGGGAUCCCUUAUCGCUCUAUCCCAGAGUGGUUAGAAUCCAUCCGCAUGAAACGCUACGUCAUCAAUUUCCGCACAGCUGGCCUGAACACUAUGGAGUCCAUCCUGGAGCUCUCUGCUGAGGACUUGAAGCAAAUGGGUGUGACUCUUCCAGGACACCAGAAGCGAAUCCUGUGCAGCAUCCAGGGGUUCAAAGAAUGAUGGGUCUCCCACACCACCAAGUGGGGCCUAACCCCACUGAGGAGGACUUGGAGCUGUGCCCAACAGCAUGGAGGAGGAGGAGGAGGAGGAGGAGGAGGGGAAACUGACUGAACCAACCCUGCAUCAAGCCUGCAGCUGCUCGUUUGGCAGUGAACACCAACAUGGGGCUCCUGGAACCAGCUGCAGAGGCUGAUCAGCCUGUGCCCCACCGUGCACGGGCUACGACUUGAGCCGUCGGAGAGGGACACCCUACGAGACUCCCUUCACCCACUGAGGAAGCAGCACACACUGAAAACUCAUUUCUGACUCUUCACGCCUCUUCUCUACCCGCCCAUCACGUUCCCGCUUCUCCACUCCUGUAGCAGCCACUCUGCCCAUCUCAUUUCAUAAAUACAAAGCAGCAAUGUGUGUACACAGAUCUUAGGAAACAGUUGAAAACAUCCUGCCAGUAAAGCCAUAUCUAGCCAUAAAGGAACCCCGGGUCUGGAGGAGGAGAGGGGCCCUGCCUUUGUCAUUUGCACAGCUCCUGGGGGCAGGGGGAUCCUCUACCUUCCAUCCUGGUGCAAUAGCUCAGACUUGACUUUAUCCGGCAGAGGCUUAGGGUCAAGUCAGUACUGCUCUCACCACUCUUGUUCCUUGUAUGUGUGCUUUCUCUCCUGGAGUUUGUCCGAAGAGCAGAAGAAAUGCUUGUUUACAGCAGGGCAUCACGUGCUCCUGAGAGCUUCACUUCCUCAAGUUGAGGACCUGCUUAUCUAUUUAAAGUGUCAGGAAAGGGGUGGCUCAGAGAGAAAACCCAGGCUUAGAAUUCUGUUGUGUUUUAUGUAUAUAGUUUUGUAAAUAAACUCGUGGCACAGAG
Hemicordylus capensis (graceful crag lizard) is the source of this 4093-nucleotide messenger RNA. It is a transcript of the gene EPHA1, whose product is annotated as EPH receptor A1. Gene Ontology annotation, molecular function: transmembrane-ephrin receptor activity; ATP binding; protein binding. Lineage: Eukaryota; Metazoa; Chordata; Lepidosauria; Squamata; Cordylidae. Gene Ontology annotation, cellular component: neuron projection; plasma membrane. The coding region runs from base 445 to 3237 and encodes 930 amino acids. The record is from RefSeq and is a predicted model, not a curated record. Gene Ontology annotation, biological process: protein phosphorylation; cell surface receptor protein tyrosine kinase signaling pathway; axon guidance. The transcript has 18 exons.